Molecule: messenger RNA, 740 nt
Organism: Colletotrichum godetiae
Lineage: Eukaryota; Fungi; Ascomycota; Sordariomycetes; Glomerellales; Glomerellaceae
Exons: 1
Coding region: 106-588 (160 amino acids)
Source: RefSeq, a predicted model, not a curated record
CUAUAAGAUCAUUCUGAUCGACACCCUCAAAAUCGUUCCUCCCUACGGCUAUCUCACGGACAUACAAAUCACGUCAAACAUCACAACAGACAACAGCACAAGACAAUGCGAACAUCCUCAUUACUCGCCUUCGGCGUCAGCGCCCUGGCCUGGACAACAAGUGCCCUUGCUCCGCGUCAAGGCUCCGCGCCGUAUUGCCCUCCUCGACCAGCAACACCCGAACAGCAAAAGGUCAUUCUCGCAGAGUUUAUGCAAGCCUUCUACGAAGAACGAAACGCGACCAAGGCCCUCUUGAACCACGUCGCCGAAGACUACAUCCAGCACAACCCUGGCGCCCUCUCCGGCCGCGCGAACUCUCUUGCGGUCCUCGAACCCUUCAUUUCCCCGAACACGGUCAACUACACCAUCAUGAACAAGAACUUCCAAGACAAUAUUGCAUUUAUUCACUACCGGAUGGAUCUUGUGGGCGGAGGACAGCCGUUCGCCGUGGUGGAUGUUUUCAGAUUCAACGGAACUUGCGUCAUGGAACAUUGGGACGUAGCGCAGCAGCGAACUGCAAACUCAACAAAUCCGAUUGCGUUGUUUUAGACCAUGUGGAAGUUGCUGCAUUCAUGACAGUCGGCAUAUAGAUAAUGCACAAUCAUCAACUUUUGGCUCCUACAGCUAUGAUGAAGCUAGACGAAUCGCUCGUGCUCGAAGAAUACCCUGCCUCCUGAAUGGGGCAAGUCGCUAUCCAUAAG